GAGCAGUGAGUCAGAAAUCAGUAGCACAAAUGCAUGUCAACGCUACUUAGCUAGCUUGGAAGCUGUGUUAAUGUAAUCACCAAUCACCAAAAGUGUAGUAGUGUAGUAACAGUAAUCAUCUACAUGCAACAACUUACUAGUAGUAUGGUGAUAGAGUAAUUCAAUUAAAUUCAAAAAUAAUUAAAAAUAAAAAAAGUCCUUUGAAAUUUGCACCUUACUUAAGCCAUAACACAAUAUGAGAAAAAGCCAUCUCUGCUGCGUAACCGUUCCUCCCCACGCGGCAAACCUUCUUCUUUAAUUCUCUCAGCUUUUUCUCAUACUCACACUUCCCUUCCUUUAUUGCAUAAUUAAUACUACUAUUUUCAUUUUCAUCUCGUAAUUAUCGUUCCUUUUUUCUCUUCUUUUUUACUCCUCACUCACUCUCUUCACAUCUAUUGUGCUGUUUUUUCAUACUCUCAUCGCUCUCUCUUAUUAUACUGCUCGCCGUCGUUUUCUAAUAAUGUCGUCGGCGCUGAAAACUAAUAGCUCCGAUGACGAAGGCAAACAGUACCCUCCCCCGCUCGCUUCUCACAACGACGUCGUUAAUGACCCUACUCUCUUUUGGGACACUCUUAGACGCUUUCACUUUCUUAUGGCUACCAAAUUCAUGAUUCCUGUGAUUGGAGGUAAGGAACUCGAUUUGCACGUUCUUUACGUGGAAGUUACAAGAAGAAGCGGUUAUGAGAAGGUAGUUGUGGAGAAGAAAUGGAGAGAAGUAGGUAGUGUAUUUAGAUUCUCAUCUACGACUACAAGCGCUUCUUUUGUACUCAGAAAACAUUACUUCACUCUUCUUUACCAUUACGAACAAGUUCACUUCUUCAAAGUCAAGGGUCCUCUAUUCACUCCUUCAACAGAUUCAUUUUCUGGAAACAGUUCCUCGUGGAGACCUGAAUUAGCUAUUGUUCAAUAUUCACCUAAGAUGGUAAACAUUGAUAGUCCUCAAUCACAUGAUGAAGAGCAUGUAGAUAGUUCAUGUCUUUUGGGAAAAGGAACAAUCGAAGGAAAAUUUGAUUGUGGUUAUCUAGUGUCAGUGAAAUUGGGUUCUGAAGUUCUUACAGGGGUGCUUUACCAUCCAGAACAAGUGGUUACUUCACCAUUGGUUCCACAAUUCGACAGUGCCAUUGUACCAUUCAAUCACAAAUUGGGUAGAAGGAGGAGACGAAAAAGAAGGUGGGACCCCAAUUAUCCAAAGCCAAAUAGGAGUGGCUAUAACUUUUUCUUUGCUGAAAAACAUUACAAGCUCAAAGAACUCUAUCCAAACAGAGAAAGGGAGUUCACUAAAAUGAUUGGUCAGUCAUGGAAUACUCUCAGCCCUGAAGAAAGAAUGGUUUACCAAAACAUUGGUUUAAGGGACAAAGAAAGGUACAAACGAGAAUUGACGGAAUACAAAGAGAAAAUGAAGAUUGGGCAGACCAAAGAAGUUGGACGUCCAUAAAUCUCAGUGGUAGCCUUUUAGGCAGCAAAAUAAUCGUUUUAGUUUUUUAUUUUUUAUUUUAUUUUUAAUGUUGAUAUAAUCGUAGAAUUCUGUUACUAUAAUAUAUCGUGUUAACUUUUACGUGCAUAUUGUUGUGGAUUGAGGUUUA
Cicer arietinum (chickpea) is the source of this 1622-nucleotide messenger RNA. Its product is annotated as high mobility group B protein 9. NCBI's taxonomy places the organism in Eukaryota, Viridiplantae, Streptophyta, Magnoliopsida, Fabales, Fabaceae. Gene Ontology annotation, molecular function: DNA binding. The record is from RefSeq and is a predicted model, not a curated record.